Messenger RNA from Magallana angulata, 5227 nucleotides. RefSeq names its product carnitine O-palmitoyltransferase 1, liver isoform-like. Gene Ontology annotation, biological process: carnitine metabolic process; fatty acid metabolic process. The record is from RefSeq and is a predicted model, not a curated record. NCBI's taxonomy places the organism in Eukaryota, Metazoa, Mollusca, Bivalvia, Ostreida, Ostreidae. Gene Ontology annotation, molecular function: carnitine O-palmitoyltransferase activity. Gene Ontology annotation, cellular component: mitochondrion. Bases 388 to 2688 code for a protein of 766 amino acids. The transcript has 20 exons.
UCAACUUUGUUUGAGACUUGAAAAGUCACCAUAGGUUGACUGUAAAUAUUUGAAAUUACGAAAUACUUCAUAAGAUAAGCUAAAUUUAAAUACAUAUACUAGAAUUGGUAAGUUUAAUGCAUGUAGUGGGAUUUAAAUCCCUGAAGGUUGAUCGUUAUAUUUGAAUAAUUCCCCCAUGGGGCACCCCUCUCAGGUGUAAUGUGUUGGACUUUGGACCCUUACCUUUUAGUGCUGUGCUAAGUUAGUAAGUUUUGAUCAGUUGGCAUGCAGCUACAGCCAGUGUAUACAUAAUCUCGUGCAGAGGACAACAAUAACAAACUCACGUUCCUUUGAUGCAGUGAAAUUAAUUAACUGUGAUAGUACCAGAGAUCCCUUGCUGUCACUACUAUGGCUGAAGCCCACUCGGCCGUGGCCUUCACCUUCUCGGUCACUCAUGAGGGGGUCAACGUGGACGUCAACCAUGAGGCCCUCAAGGCCGUCUUCAAGAGUGGUCUACGGUCCAUCAAGAAGUCCAUGGGGAGGAUCAAGAACCAGAUGAAGAAUGGUGUGUACCCUGCAUCCCCCAUGAGCUGGCUGUUUGUGCUGACAUUCGUGCUGGCCUUCAUCCUGGCUGGAGUGGACCCUUCUUUUGGGGUGAUUGGCUGGAUCAAGACCCACUUCCCCUGGUUGAGUAGUGCCUCUCCAUUGGUGUCCUAUUAUGGGAGCUGCAUCGUGUUUGCUACACUGGUCUGGCUGGCCAAGGCCUUUAUCUGGAAGUACACCCUACGCCUGCUCCUCAACUAUCACAGCUGGAUGUACGAGAGUCGCGGACCGAUGUCACUCAAAACCAAACUCUGGCUGGUAACUGUUAAACUGAUGGGUGGUAGAAAACCCAUGUUGAUGAGUUACCAGUUCUCUCUGCCAAAGCUGUCUGUGCCAAGUAUUCAUGACACCAUGAACAGGUACCUGACCUCAGUCCAACCGUUAUUGGACGAGGAGAAAUAUUCCAGAAUGGAGAAGCUGGCUAGAGAGUUUGAGGAUGGCAUUGGCAAAAAACUGCAGCGUUACCUGGUGUUGAAGUCGUACUGGGCCACAAACUACGUGUCUGAUUGGUGGGAGGACUACGUCUACCUCAGUGGCCGGUCUCCCCUCAUGAUCAACAGCAACUUCUAUGCAGUGGAUGCUGUCUUCAUCAACCCCACCUCCAGACAGGCGUCACGAGCAGCCAACAUCAUAUACGCCAUGUUGUUGUACAGGCGGGAGCUGGAGAGGGAGGAACUCAACCCAAUUUUAUUGAACAAAACUGUACCACUGUGCUCAGCUCAAUAUGAACGUCAAUUCCAAACCACGCGUGUUCCUGGACUCGAGAAAGACAAGCUUGUACACUAUAAGGACAGCAAUCACAUUGCGGUGUACCACAAAGGCAGAUAUUUCAAGGUGUACAUCUACUUCAGAGGACAACUGUUGAAACCUGUGGAAAUUGAAAAGACAAUCCAGCAGAUCUUAGACGAUGACUCAGAGCCCGCCCCCGGGGAGGAGCAUCUGGCUGCCCUGACCGCUGGGGACAGAGUUCCCUGGUACCACGCCAGAGAGGAGUACUUCAGGAAGGGCAAGAACAAGGCUUCCCUGGACGCUGUAGAAAAGGCAGCCUUCUUUGUGGCCCUUGAUGAUGAACCCCAGAACUAUGACAAAAAUGAUCCUUCUAAACUCAGCCAGUUUGGAAAUGCCAUGCUUCAUGGGAAAGGAUAUGACCGAUGGUUUGAUAAAUCCUUCACACUUGUUGUCACAUCCAAUGGCAGAGUUGGCUUCAACGCGGAACACUCAUGGGCUGAUGCCCCUAUCAUGGCCCAUCUUUGGGAGUACAGCAUGUUCGAGGACUUUUUCGUACAAGGAUACACAAAGGAGGGAUUCUGCAAAGGGGAGAUAACUACUCCUCCACCCAACCCCAUCAGGCUGGAGUGGGAUCUACCUAAACCUUGUCUACAGGUGAUUGAGAACAGCCUGGAGGCGGCCAAGCAGCUGAUAGCGGACGUAGACCUGCAGCUACUGGUCCACAAUCAGUACGGCAAGGGCUUCAUGAAGGUCUGCCGCGUCAGUCCCGACGCCUACAUACAGCUGGCCCUACAGCUAGCCUACUACAGGAUGCACAAGAAGUUCUGCCUGACGUACGAAUCCUCCAUGACACGUCUGUUCAGAGAAGGUAGAACAGAGACAGUCCGGUCCUGUACCCCCGACUCGUGUGACUUUGUCAAGGCCAUGGACAAUCCAGAGAAAAAGAGAGAAGAGUGCAUUGGUCUGAUGAAGAAAGCUGCUGACGUCCAUCAAAUAAACUGCCGCAACGCUAUGACUGGGAAAGGCAUCGACCGCCAUCUUUUCUGUCUCUACGUGGUGUCCAAGUAUCUCGAGGUCGACUCACCAUUUUUAUCCGAAGUCCUUAGUGAGCCAUGGAGACUCUCAACCAGUCAGACUCCUCAUCAACAGACCAACAAGUUAGACUUGGCCAAGCACCCUGAGCACAUAUCAGCGGGGGGUGGGUUUGGACCAGUAGCGGAUGACGGUUACGGAGUGUCUUACAUCAUCGCUGGAGAGGACUGUGUGUUCUUCCAUAUCUCCUGUAAAAACUCCUGCCCAACCACUAGUUCAUCAAAGAUGGUAGAUUCCAUAGUCAAGGCAUUGGCAGACAUAAAGACCAUGUUUGAACAACAUUAAUGCCGGUGACGAUUAGUGAUACAGAACUGUGUGGAAUCUUUAUUUAUUUUGAUUUAUUUGAGGAUCCUUUUUCUUCAUCUAGACUGUGUUCAUCAAUAUACUAUGUCCGACCAUUAUUUUCCCGAAAAACAAAAAAGCCUAGCUACGAUCAGUAACUUGAUAUCAUGUAUUUGUUAUCUGUAUUUACCAGGAGAAGUACAUGUAUUUUGUACUCAGGAUUUGUACAAAUUUAUGAUACAGGGAAUUCAUAAAAUGACAUUUUACUUAUUUUUUUUUUCAAAAUGGCACUGGCAUUUUUUUUUCUUGGUACUAUUGAAGUCCAUGUUUUUAAAUGAGACAUGUUUUAAUUAUUUUAAUAAAUCAGAAAAAAGUAAAAAUGUGUAAAACGGUAAAAAAGGGAUGUAAAGAUAAAUUCAUCUGUAUGUACAUUAUAUUUUGCAUUUUGAAAACGGCAUUCAUAUGUUAAUGAUUUCAUCUAUAUACCGAUAAAAAUAUCACUUUUCAUAAUUCAGGUAUAACUGUAUGUUUACAUUUGUGGCCAUGCGUACUGUUGCCUAUGAUAUACAUUGUACUUUGUUUUAUGUUAUUUUAAUGUGUUAUAGACCACAGUGUAUGGAGGCAUUGCCAGGUAUUCUAAUGAGCUAUUGGAGCAGAAAAUGAUAUUCUUUAAAACCUAACAUGUUAGAAUGUUUUCUUCAGGAGUUUUUUUUUUUCUUUUUUGUGUUUUUUUUUUUUUUCAGUUCAUUCAAGUUCAGUAAUUUUUUUUUUCUUCAGUUCUCUUGAUUGAACUGAUUUUUCAUAGAAUAUUUUGUAGUUUUACUGAAGUCAGCACAAUCAAUGCAACUCUAAUAGUUUUAAUGGUCCAUUUGUCUUUAUUCACAAGCAAAAUGAACAAUGAUUGGUGUGGUCUUUGUUGAGUUUCAUGUAGAUAUUAAAUGUUGGAAUCAAGACUCUUAUUAGUUUUAAAAUAUGUAAUUCCAAAAUGAAAUUUUUUUUUAAAUAAACAUUUUUUAGUGCAUGCUUUUCCUCAAAAAUUUUUAAAUUAUAUUUUGUAUAUAUACUGUGAUGAUUUUAAACCCUCACAUACCGGUAUGUUUGUUUCACUUUCUGUUUUCCCUCAAUUCACACAACACUAAAAUGUUGUGUACAAUUUGUCCUUCGAUGGCAAAAGUUUGCAAUUAUCAAUGCAGAUUUUUUUUUUGUUUCAUUAUUAUUAGAUUAUUUUUUUGUUUUUAUUUUCUUUUGGUUAUGAAUGAUGAACAUGUGUACUUGGCUUCUCACAAGAACAGUGAUAGGUCAUGUUUACACAUGUAUAGACUUCGAAACUCUUUCCUGGUGACCCUCCGAAAGUUAAUACUAAACGUCUGUCUCUAUUAUAAAGUGCAAUGCCCCAAAGAAAUUUUGGAAAAAAAUAAAGCCAGUGAGAAUACUGUAAACAUAUCAUAUUUGACAUGUACAAUAUUUAGUGGAAAUUAAUUUUUCAACAAGUUGGUGUGGAUUUGAAUGAGUGUAUUUCUGGAUGCACCAAUUUAUUUAUAUCCAUUUCAUUUAGCCACGUACAUGUACUUGAUUUGAUAACCCGCUUUCUGUCAAAAACACCAAAUAGAAUACACAGCUAAAUGUAAUAUGUUUUACAGUAUACAGAAGUGUGAUAUAGAUUUAUAGUUAAUGUGUAAUUAGUAUCGCAGUUUAUAUCAAUUUAGAAGUGACCAACACAAUUUUUAUCAAACAUAGAUAUUUGUGAUAUUAUUUGUAUUAAUGUGUGAUAACCAUUGUUUUCUCCACAAUUAAUAUUGAAUAUGUAUCUGAUUUUUUUUGCUAAUGUUAGGGACCUUAUGUUUUUAGUUUUAGACAUUUUUUUAACAGCAUUGUUGAAAUGUGUGCCAUUUUUCAUGUCCACUCUCACUUCGAAAGAUUGUAACGUUUUAAAUAUUUCUUAUUUUCCCUUCCUGUACUAUAGUAUAUUUUUUUAAGAACUUGAGAUCUAAAACAUUUGACAAAUAUUGAUAAUCUAGAACUUUUUAAUUUGCUGUGUAUAUUGACUAAAAAUUAAUUGUCGCUGAUGAGAUGUAAAUAUCGCACAAAAUGUGUACAACAGAAAAAAAAUACAUUUUUUGAUUCAAUUCCUACAAUAAAUUGUAAAUGAGGUCAUUUUGAAAAGAUGUUUUAAUUCAACUAUAAUUCUGUCAAACUUGUGAACAAUAAUUCUUUUGGGGGUUUUGUUGAAAUAUUAGUACUUUAUGAGCCGUCAUAUUUUUCUGGAAGGGGUGGGUGGGGUUAAAAGAAAUCUCAUUUUCCUCUACACCUGUUGAAUUCUAUGUACAGUUGAUAAGCUUUUGCUCCAUGUGUGUAUCAUUACAUUAACAGAAGCUGGUGAUUUUAACAAGAUGUUGAUUAGAUAGACAUUUUAAAAUGCAAUUCAUUUAACUUUGCAUUUCAUUUUCCUUUUGUGUUGCAUUAUGUAAUAUGUUGAAACUGCUUUCUGUAUAUUACGUUGAUGUUUGAAAACAAUAGAUAAAUUUGCUCUAUAAAAGUUUCA